GGACAAGUCGAUGAGCACGCUUAACCCAGAUCGGUGUAAACCACCAACUGAUUGACAAGUUAAAAACAUAAUCAGAGCUUAGUAGUGUAGAACUUGCGAGGUGCGCAUGUCGACCUCCACGCUGCAACGCUUCCAACUUUGUGACUGGCUUGAACUCGGUCUCUCCGCAAGUUAUCUGCCUCCGGCCCUAACUGUACAGAAAGUCUUCGAGUUUUACCCUUGGCGGCCACGCCUUGCAGCGACUCUCGACAUCAAUAGAAGGGCGCUUCGUGCCAAGGCAUCCAUCAAGGAGCCCCUGCUCAACGGCAGCAUCUGCUACCUCCCUUUGGAGCACGCAGUCGAGUAUCGGAACCGCCUGAGCAUUUUGGGCUUCAGCACUCGUGCUUGGUGCCGCUGGGACCUUCCCGACGUAGCGAAUCUGACUUCCGGCGCUGGUUUGCACGACAAUAGCUGGUUACUGCGCCCCCGUGUGGGCUUCGGGCUGUCCCUGGGGGAGGGCAGGCUUUUCACAGUUCUACCCUUGCAGCUGUUGCGGCAGCCUCUGUCGUACUCCUUCAAGACCAGCUUGCCGCUGCUUCCAGGCUUGAGGGCAAAGGCCUAUUGUGAGGCAUCGUUGCGGCUGCCCCUGGCUAAGUGGCUAAACAUCCAAGCGGCCGAGUGGGAGGACGACGGCAACGGGGACAGCGUCGACAACAGUGGGUUUCGGGGUGUGGGCCGCCGCAGCAGCAGGGCGGGAGUUGAAGGAGCAGACAGCAGCCUGGGGCGGCUCCACCUCUGGCUGAACAGGACGGCACUGGUGCUCAACGUGUAGGAGAGCGGCGUAAGGGUGUACUGGGGAACAACGUGAACAACAGGUUGUCUACACGCAGCAGCUAAAGCGUUUUACUUGCAUAUACAGAAGCGCGGCCAACAGUGUGGGUCCGGGCCUAGCAGGCAGCAGGCGCCAGAACUGUAUCGCUACAGGGCCCUACUGCAGAGGAACGGACAGGCUGACAGACGUAGCACAUCUUGACGUUACUGACAGCCCUAUCUAGCAAGAGCGUGCACCGUACACAUACGGCAUUGCAGUGAGCGGGCACGCCGUUUAAAUACCAGCUAGCAGGGUCCCAUCGAGGCCAUCUGCCUGCUCUUUUGGAGGCAUUUUGCAGCGGCUCAGUAAAAUGAGCUUGGCACGGGUGGAGGUCACGCAGGAGGUGCUCCUGGCAAUGCUGAGUCAUGCGCAUUCCACGGAGGCUGAGGAAGUCAUGGGGCUCCUGAUGGGCGACAUUUUGGAGGAUGGCGCGUCGGGUGCUGUGUGUCGGGUUUCGCUGGCCAUCCCCCACAUCAGGACGGACAGGCGCAGGGAUCGUGUUGAGUGUAGCCCUGAGCAGAUGGCUCAGUGCUCCACCCGCGCGGAACACCUGAGCAUUGAGACAGGAAUUCGUAUCAGGAUUGUGGGCUGGUACCACAGCCACCCGCACAUUACGGUGCUACCCUCCCAUGUGGACAUCCGCACGCAGGCGAUGUACCAGCUGCUGGAUCCAGGCUUUGUCGGCCUUAUCGUGUCUACGUUUAACCGAGACGCAGCAUCUCAAUUUGGGGCUGUGCAGCUAACUGCUUUCCAGUCUCUCCCUGCUGGAGGUCACCAUGACCUCGUAUCCGGCCGCGGCCCGCUGGUUACACCGGUCGAGUUCUCAAUUAAGAAAGAGGUCGACGUGGUGGUUGUCCCAUCAUCACAAGCAUCCCUGUUGAAGCGGCAUUCCUUUUCAGACUCAAAGGCGGUAGUGCAGAUGUUGCUUCUGGAGGAGGCAGGGGCCUGCGAGGAAGCGUCCACAGCAGACGGGUUUGCAGCAGGCGGCAGCAGUAGUGCUUCUCUCAUGCGGCCUUGUUAUGAAUUGGCAGGAGUUCACCAUGCUGCCGUGUAUCAGGCACACCUGUCCCGUAUUGUAGAGACCGCUCUACACCCCACGCUGAUGUCCAUGAUGGAGCUUGUUGCACAGCAGCAGUUGCAGGCUAUCCAGUUACAUGGGGAGGUUGCUUACCUCGAGCGGUGCUUCGCUGCUGAUACCCCAGGGGCGCAAUUAAGUGAACAUUACGACGUGUAUGACACUAUUGGCACUUGACAGGAAAUAAUAAUAAUAAUAUUAAUGGUUACGCCGGGCGUAGCCCUGGCGUGUGUUAUGGGGGCGAGGCACGCACUGAAGGGUGUUAUCCCUUGUAUGCCAGCACCACCGUCGGGGUUAGUUGGUGUAGGUAGAGAUUACCCGUCCCCUAUAGCAGGGGGGGUUGUGCCCCGUUCCAGGACACGACGGCAUAAGACAAUCCUGAUAAGGUGGUGGAUGGCAUGGCGGUGUAGGUUAUCGCAGCAUGAGGAGGCGUGUCUGGGGGCCACCCCCAUGGCCAUUAGGGAUUUCUUAAGGUCGGAGCGGAUGGUGCCGGCGAAGCCCAGGCUGAUAGCCUCCUGUGGUGAGUACUGUACAAGCCAUCCGUCCUGGCGGAGGAGGGUCGCAAGCCUGUGGUGCUGCGCUGCCUUUUGGUGUUGUUUCUCCGCGUGCCGGAGGUCGCCAGUGUAGCCUAUCUCAAGGAUAUGUAUAGUGUAGCCAUUUCGAUCUUGGGGGCGUUUUUGGCCAGCAGUGUGCGCUUUAUGGGCUUGCAGGCCCUUCACUAGGAGGAUAUCUGGCCGCAAUUUCUUCCAUUCUUCGGCACUAGUUGACGGGGGCCGCAGCCAGUCAGGUAGGCGUUUUCCAUCUGCGUAGGCCGGGAGGUCAGCCUCCUUUCCGGCAGCCAUAACCAUGUAGUCCCCCCC
This is a messenger RNA of Astrephomene gubernaculifera, 2785 nucleotides long. NCBI's taxonomy places the organism in Eukaryota, Viridiplantae, Chlorophyta, Chlorophyceae, Chlamydomonadales, Astrephomenaceae. The record is from the annotation of a GenBank genome assembly.